Messenger RNA from Nerophis ophidion (straightnose pipefish), 1464 nucleotides. RefSeq names its product polymerase (RNA) III (DNA directed) polypeptide F (gene polr3f). The record is from RefSeq and is a predicted model, not a curated record. Bases 250 to 1200 code for a protein of 316 amino acids. The transcript has 10 exons. Gene Ontology annotation, cellular component: RNA polymerase III complex. Gene Ontology annotation, biological process: transcription by RNA polymerase III. Lineage: Eukaryota; Metazoa; Chordata; Actinopteri; Syngnathiformes; Syngnathidae.
AAUAUCAUUGUUGACAGAUUUUGGCCAUAAUGAUGGAAAUGAGUGUUUCCCAUCAGGCAAUAUUUUGAACGUCCUCAUAGCUUUUCAGGACCCGGAGGUGACGCAUGGCAGUCUCGCUAGCAAGCUAAAUAGCUAACAAGCUAAGAAAGAAGAAUAUAAAUGACAUCCAUCUAUCACUACAAUCAUCACAAAGAAGAAUAUAAAUGACAGUCAUCUAUCACUACAAUCACCAGCCUGGACACAUUUAAGAUGUCAGAAGUAAAAGUCAAGAAGGAAACAAACUCUUAUGAACCCGCCGAAGUUGAAAACAGGAUCAAGGACUUGUGUCAGCAGUUCCCACAGGGGAUCACUGACCAGGUGAUCCAGAACGACAUGCCUCACCUGGAACCUCAGCAGAGAGCCAUGGCCAUCAACAAGCUGCUCUCAUUGGGCCUGCUGGACCUCCUGAGGAACAGUUCUGGACUCCUCUACAGGCUGAAGGACUCCCAGAGUGCCAGUAAGAUGAAAGGUUCUGACAACCAGGAGAAACUAGUCUAUCAGAUCAUUGAAGAUGCUGCAAACAAAGGUAUCUGGAGCAGAGACAUCCGCUUCAAGAGCAACCUUCCUCUCACAGAGAUCAACAAGAUCCUGAAGAACUUGGAGAGUAAAAAACUCAUCAAAGCUGUGAAGUCUGUGGCGGCGUCCAAGAAGAAGGUGUACAUGUUGUACAACGUGCAACCUGACCGCUCGGUGACUGGGGGGGCGUGGUACAGCGACCAGGACUUUGAGUCGGAGUUUGUGGAGGUUCUCAACCAGCAGUGCUUCAAGUUCCUGCAGACCAAGGCGGAGGCAGCCAGAGACGGCAAGCAGAGUCCCAUGAUGCAGAGGAACGCUUCCUUCGCCACAUCACACGAAGUCUGGAAGUACAUCUGCGAGCUGGGAAUCAGCAAGGUGGACCUGUCCAUGGAGGACAUGGAGACCAUCCUCAACACGCUGGUCUAUGACGGCAAAGUGGAGGUGAACGUCAUGGCCGCCAAGGAGGGAACGCUGGGCAGCGUGGACGGACACAUCAAGCUCUACCGCAGCGUCCACGCCAUCGUCCCGCCCACUGGCCUGGUCAAGACGCCCUGUGGCCUCUGCCCGGUUUUUGACGACUGUCACCCGGGAGGGGAAAUCUCACCCUGGAACUGUGUGUACCUGGACGAGUGGUUGGACUUCUGAUGUGUGCGUGUGUGCGUGUGUGUGUGUGUGUGUGUGUGUGUGUGUGUGUGUGUGUGUGUGUGUGUGUGUGUGUGUGUGUGCCUGGAGCAGUGGUUGGACUUCUGAUGAGUGGACAUCUUGUUGUCACACAGGAAGUCCUCCCUCGAUCAAUAAAGUUAUCAAUCCUUCACUGGUGCGAGCAUGUUAGCUAAGCUACCUAGCACACCGCUAACGUUCCAAUAAAUCAACUUAAUUUAUACAAUAAAUGUUUUUUAAUUGUAUCAA